This is a messenger RNA of Ailuropoda melanoleuca (giant panda), 1014 nucleotides long. RefSeq names its product oxoglutarate receptor 1 (gene OXGR1). The transcript has a single exon. The record is from RefSeq and is a predicted model, not a curated record. Lineage: Eukaryota; Metazoa; Chordata; Mammalia; Carnivora; Ursidae. Gene Ontology annotation, cellular component: plasma membrane. Gene Ontology annotation, biological process: G protein-coupled receptor signaling pathway. Gene Ontology annotation, molecular function: G protein-coupled receptor activity. The coding region runs from base 1 to 1014 and encodes 337 amino acids.
AUGAAUGAGCCACUAGACAAUUUUGCAAAUGUUUCUGACUUCCCCGAUUAUGCAGCGCAGUUUGGAAAUUGCACUGAUGAAAAAAUCCCACUCAAGAGGCACUAUCUCCCUGUUACUUAUAGCAUCAUCUUCCUGGUGGGCUUUCCAGGGAAUGCAGUAGCAAUUUCCACUUACAUUUUCAAAAUGCGGCCCUGGAAAGGCAGCACCGUCAUCAUGCUGAACCUGGCCUGCACGGACCUGCUGUAUCUGACCAGCUUCCCUUUCCUGAUUCACUACUACGCCAGCGGCGAAAACUGGAUCUUUGGGGAUUUCAUGUGCAAGUUUAUCCGCUUCGGCUUCCAUUUCAACCUAUAUAGCAGCAUCCUCUUCCUCACCUGCUUUAGCAUUUUCCGAUACUUCGUGAUCAUUCACCCCAUGAGCUGCUUUUCCAUUCACAAAACUCGAUUGGCCGUGGUGGCCUGCGCUAUGGUGUGGAUCGUUUCACUGGUGGCCGUCAUUCCCAUGACCUUCCUGAUCACGUCAACCACCGGGACCAACAGAUCCGCCUGCCUUGACCUCACCAGUUCGGAUGACCUCACCACCAUCAAAUGGUACAAUCUAAUUUUGACGGCCAUUACGUUCUGCCUUCCCCUGGUGAUAGUGACACUUUGCUAUACGAUGAUCAUCUACACCCUAACGCAGGGACCUCACAAUCACAGCGGCCUGAAGCAGAAAGCUAGAAGGCUAACCAUUCUGCUACUCCUUGUGUUUUACAUCUGCUUUUUACCCUUCCACGCCCUGAGGGUCAUCCGGAUCGAAUCUCGCCUGCUUUCCAUCAGCUGCUCUGUUGAGAAUCAGAUCCAUGAAGCCUACAUCGUUUCUAGACCCUUGGCUGCCCUGAAUACCUUCGGUAACCUGCUACUGUACGUGGUGGUCAGUGACAACUUCCAGCAGGCCAUCUGCUCGAUGGUGAGAUGUAAAGCAAGUGGGGACCUAGAGCAAGCAAAAAACAUCAGUUACUCAAACAACCCUUGA